Molecule: messenger RNA, 825 nt
Organism: Pieris macdunnoughi
Lineage: Eukaryota; Metazoa; Arthropoda; Insecta; Lepidoptera; Pieridae
Source: the annotation of a GenBank genome assembly
AUGAACACUAUAAAUAAAAUUACAGCUUUGAGUUCUGCUGUUCCCAAAAAUGCAAGGUUUAUCGCUACAACAAGUUCUUGUUUAAAUGCUGAUGAUGGAUGGCUAUCGAAACUUUUGGUGCGAAAAAUCGAACCGACCAAAGAAUCUCACAGUCGUAUGCUUAGCGACAAGGAGAUUGUAUAUGCCUUACAUACGCAUAACAUUAGGCCGGACUCAGUUGAUAAAUAUUUAAAAAACUAUGCCACUUCUGUGGCAUUUGUAGAAUCCCGGAAAGCAGACCUUGGCUGUGAACUAGUAGGAUCAUGGACAGUGUCUGUGGGAGACAUGGAUCAAGCUCUACACUUAUGGCGGUAUGUCGGUGGCUUCGAAAAGAUUGACAAGGCCAAAAUAUUGUUCAAGGAAAAUCCUGAAUAUCGGACACUAGAGAAGGAGCGAGGAAACUUUGUGAGGUCUCGUCACCUGCAAUAUUUACUCGCCUUCAGUUUUUGGCCCUCGGGCGAGCCCCGCACACCCAAUAAUAUCUAUGAAAUUCGAUCCUACAGCUUGAAGCCUGGAACUAUGAUAGAGUGGGGCAACAAUUGGGCUCGUGGUUUGACCUACCGCCGCGCUAAGAACGAAGCCUUCGCUGGAUACUUCUCGCAGAUUGGGCGGCUUUACAACGUACAUCAUAUUUGGUGUUACAAAGACCUUCAAGCUCGACGUGAAACGCGCGAGAGUACAUGGCGUAACCCGGGUUGGGACGAAUGCGUCGCGUACACGGUCCCGCUCAUUCGGGAAAUGCAUUGCCGCAUCCUGGAACCUACUGAAUUCUCACCCACAAAGUAA